GACGAAACGAAAGAUAACAAAUCGAAAAUCCGUAGCGAUUUUGGCACAAGCCAUUCGAUUCAAGCUGAGUUUGUUUAAGGGUAGUUUUUGCGUAUGGUUCGCCCCCCGCUCGUCACGAUUGGCCGCUUUGCGCGCCCAACGGCUCGCUGCAACCGUAGAGCAUUCCCCGACCGCGCUGUUUUGCAUGCCCGGCGUCUCUGCAUUGCAGCGGACAAAAGCCGUCACGAGAUGCAUCAGUCGCAAAAGUCAUGUAGUGUGGAAUAUUCGCGCUUAAUUGCGCCAACACGCGAGGAAAUCGAGUUUACCAGUCCACUUCGAGAAAAUGACAGCGUUGUCCACGAAGAUUUUGGAGAGCAGGUAUGCGCACAGUGUGGUUUGCGAAAGGCGAUCAGUCAUUUUUGGAAGAAUCGCGCUCGGAAAAGUGGAUGGCACACUGUUUGUAAGCAGUGUUCAUCGAGAAUGCAACGACAAUGGAGGCAUUCAGUGCAUGGCACUGCCGUUGCGUUGGCAUCGGGGGCGCGUCGCAGAUCGAGGGAUCAGGGUCUGCAGUGCGAGAUCUGCGCGGACAGCAUACAUCGCAUGCUUUCCCAACAGUCGGGCAGGUGCUUCUAUUCUGACGUUGAGAUGGAAUGCGCUGUCCCGAACUCAAAUUGGCGAGUGUCCCUUGAGCGCGGGCUACACUGUAGAUAACUGCGUGCUGAUAGCGGCUGAGUUCAAUUCUGGCGAUGCCAGCCGAAACAAAGUAGGACUUCACAAAGUAUGCGGUACAGCGCAAUGGUCUCGCAAGAAAGUAUUUGACGUGUUCACGCUGCGGAGCCGCAGAGCUGAUCGCGAGCGAUUGGAAGAGCUCAUCCACGAGGCACGUGCUCCCAAUGCUGGCCGCACGCGUCUGAAUGGAGCGAGUGUGGGUACGCAGGAGCACGCAUCGCAUUUUUAUUGUGCUAAGUGCGCUGACAGGGGGUGCAUAGAGCCCUGUACUGAUAUAUCCCUCCAUUGUCGUGGAUGCACGCGAGCAUACAGAUUCACGUAUUCCCGUACACUCCGGGGCAACAUGGUGAUCUUAUUGUGUGGAGCACGAAGGCGAGCCAUUAAGCGAGGACAUGCUUGCGAUUUGAAUUUGGAUAUAUUGUUGGACAAACUGUUGCAGCAGCAGGGGCGCUGCCACUAUUCAGGAGUGCCAUUGCAAUAUCUGGUUCCGAACUCUGACUGGCGAGUGUCGCUCGAGCGUCUGGAAAAUGACUUCGGAUACGCUCCUGAAAACACCGUCCUGAUUGCACAUGAGUUCAACACCAGUGAUUUCAGCCGCGGGAAAUGGACGCAUGCGGUGCGUGGAACUGCGCAGUGGUCCAGAGAGAAAGUUGAAUUCAUCUGGGGCAGCGUACGCGCUAGCACUGCGCAGGCUGCCGAAGACCGUUUGAGUACAACGCAUUUCGGUGAUCUCAGGUUUCCUUGAAGAUGUUUGGUGUGGAUGCCGGAACGACAAGUUGUGAAAUCGCCCAGGUCAGAAGCGCGGUGGGCAGGCGCAAAUCCAGGUGCGUUCGUUGUUUAUGACAGAAUUUUGAAAACAUAUGACAA
Messenger RNA from Prorocentrum cordatum, 1575 nucleotides. The record is from the annotation of a GenBank genome assembly. Lineage: Eukaryota; Dinophyceae; Prorocentrales; Prorocentraceae.